Penicillium macrosclerotiorum is the source of this 1527-nucleotide messenger RNA. Its product is annotated as DUF1593 domain-containing protein. The transcript has a single exon. The record is from RefSeq and is a predicted model, not a curated record. Gene Ontology annotation, molecular function: hydrolase activity, hydrolyzing N-glycosyl compounds. Lineage: Eukaryota; Fungi; Ascomycota; Eurotiomycetes; Eurotiales; Aspergillaceae. The coding region runs from base 1 to 1527 and encodes 508 amino acids.
AUGAAGGCCUCCAUCCACCAUGUCUUUACAAUUUUCAUAAUUGCUAUAUCUAUCUUCAUUCGUGAAGCAUGUGCCACCGAUAGGUCAAAAAUGUUCCGCACAGUCGUCACGACAGAUAUGGAACAGGACGACUUGGCUUCGCUGAUUAGAUAUCUACUUUACACGAAUGAGCUCGAUACACAGGGAAUUAUCUACAGUUCCAGUCGUUAUCAUUGGGCUGGCGAUGGAAAUGGCACGAGAUUCUUCCUCCCUAACCGAAGUUAUACUACACCACAAUGGACAUAUCGCUGGACUGGAACGCGAACUAUCCAGGAUAAAGUUCUAAAAGAAUACGCAGAAGUUUACCCGAACCUGAUCAAUCAUGAUCCAUUCUACCCAACACCGGAUGAACUCCUCUCCUUAGUAAAGGUCGGGAACAUUGAUUUUGAAGGGGAAAUGGGUCAUGAUACAGAUGGUUCCGAUCUAAUCCGGUCGCUUCUGCUGGAUGAUGACUCUCGACCACUCUACUUGCAGGCUUGGGGUGGCACCAACACCAUUGCCCGUGCGCUGAAGUCUAUCGAAGAGAAAUAUUCAGGCUCAAAGCAGUGGAAGCAAAUAGAAAACAAGAUCUCUCGCAAGGCCAUCAUUUUGGCCAGCGGGUUCCAAGAUGAGACUUAUGCCAACUACAUUUCUCUUAAAUGGCCACGGAUCCGUGUUGAACAACUCGAAACUGGGUACCAGACUUGGGGAUACAACUUUGACAAGGGCGAUGGAAAUGUUCGUGGUCUACCUGAUGAUAAUUUAUACUUCGCUGGAGACUGGAUCAAAGCAAACAUUGAGACAGGACCAUACGGGAAACUCUACCGUUCCUGGCUGGAUGGUCAAUCUAUGCCAGGUGACCCGAUGGAUGUUUUUGGCAAUUUGUCAAAAGCAAAUUCUUCAGACCAGGUAUUCUCACCUCUAGGCCCAUACGACUUCUUGUCUGAAGGAGAUAAUGUCGUUUUCAACCCGCUCUUAACGACCGGUAUUGAAAAUCCAGCUAAUCCAAAUCUGGGUGGAUGGGGUGGUCGGGCUGAGAAAAACAGCUCUUCGCCAAAUUUGUGGCUUAUGGUUGACAGUGAGAAAGCCCAAAACGGAACAGAAAUUUCAGGGUAUACAACAAACCGCUGGAUCGCUGCUGUUCAGAAUGACUUUGCAGCUCGGAUGCAGUGGACACUGACACCAGACUAUACUCAAGCUAAUCACCCACCUUCGGUGAAGAUUUUGAACGGAACCACUGUAAAGUGUUCUCCAGGAGACACAUUGACGCUAUCUAGCGCUGUCACUGAUCCAGAUCAAAAUAAGGUGACGAUAUCUUGGUGGCAAUUCUUUGAAGAAGGCUCUUAUCCAGGUAGUGUGACUGUGACCAAGUUGAGCGACAACAACGCGAACAUAAUAAUACCCGCUGAUGCAAAGCCUGGCCAAAAUAUCUCUAUUAUUCUGCAAGGAACGGAUGAUGGGAGUUUCCCGCUGACUCGCUAUGGUCGCAUUUUUGUUCAAGUCAUAUAA